UCUAAUCAAGAUGGCAGCGCCCAUGCGAAUUUUUGCCUCUCGCAAUGGCAACCUAUUCAGCCCCUGUGGCAUAUCGGUGCGACACAGGAAUAAAGUCUAUGUCCAGAAGCCAAGACCCAGGAUUAUACAGAGGAGGAUUUUGGAAGAGAUAUCAUUGCCAAUACUACUGCCACCAUUUAAACAUCCUGCUGAAAAUUGCGGAGCCCUGAGGGAACUUAAAAAAGAUAACGAAGAAAACCGGUACAAGUCGUUCUUACUGAAGCAGUGCAGGAAAGGAUUUGAAGACAACUCCAUGUUAAUCGUGAUGCAGAAGUUGCCGAUGUCGGGGGUCAAGCUCUUCCAAAUCAGGGUGGAACUCUUUAAAAAGGGAAUUGCAUAUCAACAUUUUGAAAAUGAAAUAUUUCAAGAAACAGUAAGAGGAACAAAAUGGGAGGUGUUACGUCCGCUAUUCGUCGGUGAUAACUUGUAUGCUGUGAGUCCAGAUGACAAAGUAAAAGAUUUGGUGAAGGUGAUAAAGAAAUUCCCUCAGGCUAUGAUUUUAGGUGGUGUUGUAGAAAAUCGAGUCAUGACCCGUGAAGCGUUACUUCAGUAUGCCGCCAUGCCGUCCCUAGAUCACGCCCGAGGACAACUCGUUGCAAUCCUCGGAUCAGCUGCUGCGAAAACCUCAUCGCUUUUAUCGUCGCAACAACAGACGUUAUCGAACAAUUUAACGCAGUAUGUGAAACAGACACACGAUGGGACUGAAUGAUGUUUGUGUGGGUAGGGUUGUACCGGUAGUGCUGAUUUGAAUGUAAGAUGGCGCUUCAAGUACGUUGAAAAACAUUGGAUAUCGGGGACUCGAAAGUUAUAUGAGGUUGUGUUAAAGUCUGUGUGAAUUUGAAUUGAAAUAAAACGUUUCAUUGGUGUAUGGAGUAGCUGGUAUCGAAUGGUGUCCUUCUGGUAGAGACCCAGAGACAAAUAAGGAUGAAAUGGGUGACAGAAAUAAGAAGAGCCUUGAACAGAUCUUUCGAAGGAAUGCUGUUGAGUUGGCGAGGUUGAUGGUGACUGAAUAGUAUGAAAGAAAAGGUUUUACAGUCGUAAGUAAAUCUUUCAUUGAAUAGACUUGGGCCAUAACUUUCAAAUGUUUCAACAUCUACUGUAUGCGCUGAAUUGAGUGAGCCGGUUGUCUUUCAAGUUGUGGUAGUUAAUAACAGCAAGUUGAUUCUGUCAAUGACUACUUAUAUAAGAAGAAGAAAAAUCCUGAAUAUGAGAGCGCAGUUCUGAAAAUUAUGCUGCGAUGGAACUGUCAAAUCAUGCAAAUAUCCAUGCACGCAGUAGACUCCCUGGCUCCAGUGAUGACAUGACAUGUGGGAUGCUAAGAUUACAUGUGAAUACAUGUAUUUUGAGUUGCCUGUUGAUGAGGAAAUGCAGGCUUAAAGAAGUGAGGUUGUACAAUUAUAGCUCUGGUACAAUUAUAGCAUGUGUGCGUCAAUGCAUUUUGGCAGCUGUUUCGACCGUGUAGGGUCUAUAAUUGAAAAGAGGCUAUGAUUGUACCAUUUUACCUUUCUGAAGAAGUAUUUUCUGAAAUAGUAGAAGAAUGUUUGUUCAAAUUCUAUUGUUUGUCAGAGAUGAGAUGCAAGUUUUUUUCCUGUUUUUUAAUAAAUACUGAAAGAAAGACA
Lineus longissimus is the source of this 1658-nucleotide messenger RNA. RefSeq names its product large ribosomal subunit protein uL10m-like. The coding region runs from base 11 to 748 and encodes 245 amino acids. Gene Ontology annotation, biological process: translation. Gene Ontology annotation, molecular function: structural constituent of ribosome. The transcript has 5 exons. Lineage: Eukaryota; Metazoa; Nemertea; Pilidiophora; Heteronemertea; Lineidae. The record is from RefSeq and is a predicted model, not a curated record. Gene Ontology annotation, cellular component: mitochondrial large ribosomal subunit.